Aspergillus affinis is the source of this 4077-nucleotide messenger RNA. RefSeq lists its product as uncharacterized. The coding region runs from base 1 to 4077 and encodes 1358 amino acids. The transcript is spliced from 5 exons. Gene Ontology annotation, molecular function: protein binding; mating-type factor pheromone receptor activity. NCBI's taxonomy places the organism in Eukaryota, Fungi, Ascomycota, Eurotiomycetes, Eurotiales, Aspergillaceae. The record is from RefSeq and is a predicted model, not a curated record. Gene Ontology annotation, cellular component: membrane. Gene Ontology annotation, biological process: G protein-coupled receptor signaling pathway.
AUGGAUUCAGAUUCGGCACCUCGUUACCACAAUGUGACUAAUGCAGUGGUCAUUCCUAUUCUCUCUAUCCUGUCCAUCAUUGUCAGCCUGGUUCCGGUGGCUCUGCACUGGAAGAAUCGGAACUUUCCUGCGACGUGCCUGAUUGGCUGGUUCUUGGUUCUCAAUUUCUUCAAUAUCAUCAAUGCAACCAUUUGGCCCAAUGAUGAUGUUGAUUCCUGGUUCAGCGGCGUGGGCCUUUGUGAUGUCGAAGUCAAGGUCAUGAUCGCUAGUUACGUUGCCGUGCCGGGUGAUCUGCUGGGCAUAUUCCGUGGCUUGGCCAGUGUGCUGGACACCAGUCGUGCAAGUCUCGUUCCCAGCAAGAAGCAACGUUGGCAGAACCAUUUCAUGGAUAUCCUGUUCUGUGUCAUUGUUCCAAUCAUUGCCAUGAUCACUCAGAUCGUCUAUCAGGCAAACCGAUACAUGCUGUUCGCCAUUUCAGGGUGCGUCAACAGCUUCGACGAGAGCUGGGUGAGCUUCGUUAUGUCUUUCAUGUGGCCUCCAAUCAUCUGCAUAAUCGCUGGUUACUAUUGUGGGCUAGUCCUGUAUCGCCUCCACAAGUAUCGCAGCCAGUUUGGAGACAUACUCCAGUCUUCCAAUAGCAACAUCAACAAGUCCAGAUUCCUUCGGCUUUUCCUGCUGGCCUUUACAAUGUUCAUAGGCAUCAUACCGACCCAGGCUUUCGUGGUAUGGAGGAACGUGACGCUGUCGCAACCAUGGCAUAAGUAUUCCUGGAGUACCCUUCACGGACCCAAGUGGCAUGAAAUUGUUAAGGUCCCAACGGGUGGGGCGGUUUUCUUUGAUCGGUGGAUACCUAUAGCGUCGGGAUUCAUGUUCGUUAUCUUCUUUGGGUGUGGUAACGACGCCUCGAAGAUGUAUACCUCAAUCGCCCGCUAUCUUGGUUUGGACUGUUGUCUUGUCGGCGGACAAGCAUCUCAGAUGGAAACCACUUCGUCAACCGGCGGGGGGUCUAUGAAUAGCCGGGUCAAACUUUUAUUUCGUAAGAAGAGCGCAUCUGCCACAAGAGUACAUGCGAGCAACCUUGCUUCGGCCAAUCCCACUGACCACAGCUAUGUGGAUCUUGAAAACAGCACGACGACAUCCAAGACGCACAGACACAUGCACAAGGAAUCGUGGGUCAGACGUUUGUCUCCAUUUCUCUAUCGCCGCUCCCCAUGCUGUGACGAAACGGUGUCGCUUCACAACCUGACCGGUCCUUCCAGCACGGUUGCUACCAAUGCUUGGGCCGGAGCAAAUACCAGCCGCAGCAGCAACGAGUACGAUACUUCUACCAGAAAAGAUUUCAUUCUGGCCUGCCCUCUCGCCAUGGCUGAUCCGCUCUCGAUUGCGUCUGGAGUUGCGGGUUUGCUUUCUCUUGGUAUUCAAGUCACUCAGAAUCUAAUUAACUUCUAUUCCGCGUAUAAGGACCAGGCUUCCGAUCUGGUUCAGAUCACCCGCAAUCUUGAAAAUCUCUUAGUUAUCUUUGACACCCUUGGUAACGCACUGAAAGUUCGCCAACCUCAGAUGAAUGAAGAUGAAUUGUUCAAAAGGAUCAGCAAAGCAAUUGGGGAUUGCAAUGAAGUCAUCGAAGAAUUACAAGCUGAAUGUCGUAAAUUUCAAGAAAAAUCGAGCACAGGAUUCAAGGGUCGGAUUCAGGUUGCCGGGCGUCAGGCGGCUUAUCCUUUUCGAAAGAGUACUCUACAGAAGCUGGAAGAAGACAUCCGUGAGAUCCGGGAGAACCUGUCUCUUGCGCUGAAUGUGCUACAUCUCAAUAGCAAUAGCAUACUUCAAGAGGAAGCUGUGGAAAUCACAUCACUCCUGAAACGCAUAGAUGCGAAUCAUGUCUCUUCCAAGGUUCGUGAUUGGCUUGCGGCGCCAGAUGCGACCAGUAACCACCACAGUGCCUGCGACAAACAUCAUAUAGGCACGGGACUAUGGUUCGUUAACGGCUCUUCCUUCAAGAACUGGCUUGUGGAACGGAAUUCCUUUCUCUGGGUUCAUGGCUUUGCGGGGUGUGGCAAGUCGAUUCUAUGCUCGACUGCUAUCCAGUCUACCUUGUCUGAGACUCAGCAUCGCCAUGAAGUAGGGGUUGGGUUCUUCUACUUUUCCUUUAAUGAUGAGUCGAAGAUCAGGAAUUCCGGCAUGCUGCGCGCUUUGUUACUACAACUUUCGGUGCAACUUGAAGACAAUGAAAAAGAUUUACAGCAACUGUAUGAAUCAUACAAGCCAGGCACUCCGCCCAUGAACGCCCUCCUCAGCUAUUUGAAAAACGUUAUCUGCAGAUUCCACGACAGCUACAUUCUGCUGGAUGCGUUGGAUGAAUGUCCGCGUGAUCGUGAAAGGGGGGACGUUUUGCAAACAAUCAAGACAAUGAGGGACUGGAAUUUGCCGGGUUUCCACCUUUUGGUUACCAGCCGUAAUGAGCUCGAUAUUCGUCAGUCGCUGCAAGCUCCUUCCACCGCAGAGGUCAAGAUGCGAAAUGCUGAGACUGAUAAGGACAUAACAAACUUUGUUUCAUACCGACUAAGCCACGACCCGGGGUUUCAGAAAUGGAAGGUACGCCAUGGAGAAAUUCAAGAAAGCCUAAGCCAAAAAGCACAAGGAGUGUUUCGAUAUGUUGAAUGUCAAUUGAUGGCGCUCAAGAGGGCUAAGAACCGCAAUCAGCUGGAUGGUUGUUUACGUUCCUUGCCUCGUGAUCUGGAUGAAACAUAUGAGCGAAUCCUGUGCAGCAUCGACAGACUAUAUGCUGAGGAUGUCCGGCGAAUCUUGAUGAUUCUUUGCCUGGCUAAGCGCCCAUUAACUCUGGAAGAAUUGAUUGAUGCUCAUGCUGUGGACCUUGAAGAGCCACCACACCUCGAUCGUGAAGGUCGAUCAUAUGACCAAGAUGACAUCAUCGAUGUUUGUCGCGGUCUGAUCGAGGUCGCAGCAAUGGAAGGCAGUGGAGAACAAGAGACGCAUGUGGCUCGAAUCGCACACUUCUCCGUACAAGAGUACCUUGAAUCCAACCGUGUGCUGCACCAGAAAGCAAAGGAAUUUGCAGUGCAGAAAGAUCGCGCAAAUAUUGAAAUGGCACAGAUUUGUCUUGUCUAUCUGUUGGAGCCAGGACUCUCUAAUAAUCCACUAGAUAAAGCAAGACUUACCGAGUUUUGUUUUGCCCAUUUUGCUGCAAUGUAUUGGUACAGCUAUUACCAGCAGGCUAGAGGUGGAAGCUCUGAUAUUGAUCACUUGAUCCUUAGACUCUUGAAGGAUGGAGGCCGGCCGUUCCUGACAUGGGUACAGCUGCAUGACAUGGAUGCGCCGUGGCAAACCGAAAUAUCCUAUGGGCGCAACGUCAAAGGUAUACCAUUACCUGUGUACUACUGCGCUCUUUUGGGAUUGAAAGCCGUGCUGAAUAUCAUGAUAGCAUCUUGGAGGAAGGACUCUAAAAAGAAUGAUAUAAUAAAUACAAAAGGUGGACGCUUUAGCAAUGCACUUCAAGCUGCAUCAUAUCAUGGCCAUGAGAAAGUGGUACAGAUUCUACUGGAUCAAGGCGCGGAUGUUAAUGCUCAAGGAGGAUACUAUGGCAAUGCACUCCAGGCUGCAUCAUAUCAUGGCCGUGAGAAAGUGGCGCAGAUUCUACUGGAUCAAGGCGCGGAUGUCAAUGCCCAAGGCGGACUCUAUGGUAAUGCACUCCAGGCUGCAUCAUUUCAAGGCCAUGAGAAAGUGGUACAGAUUCUACUGGAUCAAGGCGCGGAUGUCAAUGCUCAAGGAGGAGGCUAUGGCAAUGCACUCCAUGCUGCAUCACUUGGAGGCCAUGAGAAAGUGGUGCAGUUUCUACUGGAUCAAGGCGCGGAUGUUAAUGCUCAAGGUGGACUCUACGGCAAUGCACUCCAGGCUGCAUCAUAUCGAGGCCAUGAGAAAGUGGUAGAGAUUCUACUGGAUCAAGGCGCGGAUGUCAAUGCCCAAGGAGGAGGCUAUGGCAAUGCACUCCAGGCUGCAUCAUCUGAAGGCCAUGAGAAAGUGGUGCAGAUUCUGCUGGAUCAAGGCGCGGAAUGGCUUUGA